Lactuca virosa is the source of this 417-nucleotide messenger RNA. The record is from the annotation of a GenBank genome assembly. Lineage: Eukaryota; Viridiplantae; Streptophyta; Magnoliopsida; Asterales; Asteraceae.
AUGUGCAGUUAUGGAGGCAAAAUCCACCACCGUCCUCACGACCGGCAACUGUCGUACAUCGGCGGCGACACCAAGAUCCUCACAGUCGAUCGCAACAUUAAUUUCUCCACCUUGCUCUCCAAAUUGAACGCUCUUUGCGAGUACAAUUCCGAAAUUCGAUUGAAGUAUAAGUUGCCUGGACAAGAUCUCGACGCUUUGGUUUCCAUUUUUGAUGAUGAAGACGUGGAUAAUAUGAUGUUCGAGUAUGAAUCUCCUCCGUCGCAUGUCGCCUACACCGCCUCGGCUACGUCUGUUCGUUUUUUUCGCGGUUGCGCCGCCGACGCCGGUCACAGCGAGAUCAGUGUGAAUCCGGAUUUUUUGUUCGGUUUCGAUAAGGAAUAUUCGCUUAAUUAUUCAGCGCCGUGUGAAAAAUUCUGA